This is a messenger RNA of Branchiostoma belcheri (Belcher's lancelet), 928 nucleotides long. RefSeq names its product sulfatase-modifying factor 2-like. NCBI's taxonomy places the organism in Eukaryota, Metazoa, Chordata, Leptocardii, Amphioxiformes, Branchiostomatidae. Gene Ontology annotation, cellular component: endoplasmic reticulum. The record is from RefSeq and is a predicted model, not a curated record. The coding region runs from base 167 to 928 and encodes 253 amino acids. The transcript has 7 exons.
GUAUCCCGUCACCAACCAACAGUUUCUAAAAUUCAUCAGGUCGAAAGGAAAACGUUUCAAGACGGACUCAGAAAAGAUCGGGUGGAGUUACGUGUUUCAGGAUUUAGUGUCUGAAGAGGUGAAGCAGAAUUUUACGGUAGAAAACGUUACACAGCUCGCCCCGUGGAUGUUACCCAUACGUUAUGCCAUGUGGAGUCAGCCGGCAGGACCAAGAUCAAACAUCAAUGACAAGCUACAACACCCUGUCGUGCACGUGCGGUGGACCGAUGCGGCGGCGUACUGCUACUGGGCGGGCAAGCGCCUCCCCACCGAGGAGGAGUGGGAGGUGGCCGCGAAGGGAGGGCUAGACGGGAGGAAACUGCCCUGGGGAGGCCGCUACUCACCGCAAAGGCUGAACAUCUGGCAGGGCUCGUUCCCAGACAACAACACUCUUGAAGAUGGGCACUUCUCGACGUCAUCCGUUCUGUCGUUCCCAGAGCAGAAUGAUUACGGUAUGUAUGACGUAGUGGGGAACGUGUGGGAAUGGACCAGCUCCCAAUACGUCCCACCGGGCAUGCGCAAAGAGGAGGCAGAUGAGAGGAAGUACGUGUUGAGGGGAGGGUCAUGGCUCGACUCUAAGGACGGAUCAUUCAACUACAGGGUUCAGGUCACUACCAGGAAAGCACAAGCAUCUGACAUCGGUUGCGACCACGUGGGUUUUCGCUGCGCCCAGUCGGUGGUGCCGACAUCUAGCGACAAGGUGCGGUACGUCAGCAAGGUCAACCUGACCAAUCAGGCCAAGAGGCCAAAGGUCAGGCACCUGAAGGACCAGAAGAAGAAAAAGAGACCGCCGCCGCCCCCUACCCCGGCGCCACGACGGACCAACACCCCCCGACCCAGGGGGAAACCGAGGAAGAGCAAGAGGGGGAAGAGAAACGACGAAUUGUAG